UAUUAUACCUACUCAAUAAUUAAUACUAUAAAAUAAGGUUUUCAUUUAAAUUACUUAGUUAAGAAUAAUGUAUGAUGCUAGUACAUCUAGUAAAACUUAUGCUCACUCUGACACAGAAGGCAUAGAAUUCACUGAUUUCUGGAGUAACAUAAGUAUCGACAAAGAAGUUUUAAGAGGUGUUAAACUGAGAGAAGUGAAACCAUCAAAGUCUCCAAUGAAAGAACAUGUGCCUAUAGACGUUAAUUUUGAUAUUAAAACAAAGUCCGUUAAAAAGAUUCACCGGAAAAAGGCUGAAAACAAAUCGGCUCUCCGAAAUAAUCGUAGCCUUCUAACGUGUUGUAAAUCAUUUCGUUCCUCAACGCUUCCACGAAGUCAUAGCGCUCGUCGCAAACGCAACAAAUAUAACAGCAAGAGCAAUAAAAACAAAAAUAGGUGUCCUAUGAGAAUAGCUGAACUUGCUGCUCCUUCAAAACGUCAUUGUUUAGAUACAUGGAGACAUAAAGGCAACAUGCUUCCAGACUUCAUGGCCGACAGAUUACGAGAGCACGUUAUGGAUCAAAAACCACUAGUUCAUAUUAGUGAUGCAAUUAUUUGUUUUAAAUCACGAAAUAGGAAGAGAACAAGGCACAGGACAAGAGAUGCAGAUACAACAAUUAAAGACAAAAAUUAUGACAAGACCAAACUACUAUGUGCACUAUUUGGAUAUGAAAUACAUAACAAAUUGUUAAAACCUGUUAAAACAAUAUUAAACCCUGAAUUACGAAAACUUUCGGAAAUUAUAAAUACCGAGAUCUCUAAAAUUUCACGUAAAAAAAAUAGAACUAAAGUGAUUAACCAUAAAAUACAAAGUGAAAUAGCAGAUAAGGUAACAAUUUGGAUAACGUCUAUCUUAGAAGAAUCUUCGAUGAAGCUCAUGUUGGAUGAUUACCUAGAAUUAGAAGAGUUAGAAGGACACAUAUGGGAUAUAAUAGACAACAUUUUUGACGCAGUUGCGGGCACCUGUAAAUCUGAAAGUAUAUCACUAAUGGAAAACAAUAUUAGUUCAAGAAGCAAUAGCUACAUAUCGGUUUAUAGUAAAAAAUCUAGUCUAACAUCUGGUAUUCAAAAUGAAGGUAGUAUUCACGAUGACAUAAGAGAACUAUUAAAUGAAAUAUCGGGAAUAGCAAUUCCUGAUAUUAAUGAAGAUAUAAUAAAUAAAAAUCAAUCAGACGAAAUAAAAGGAAACAGCGAAAUGGUCGCUUUGAUUUUAUCUGAUCUUAUUGAUCAAGCCACUGCUGGCGAUUCAGAGAAUGAAAUAAGUUCAGAAAAAUUUACCGCAUCCUUAAUCGACACUAUUAUAGACACGAUUUUAAGAAAAAAUUUCAAUAGUUUUGACGAUAUUAUGCCUGUUACAAACGAAAGUUAUAGUAAUGCCGAAUCUGUUGAGAAGAUUUCAAGCAUGGACGUAAAAAGUGAAACGUAUGACGAAUUAAACGAAACAAAAAUAGAUGAUGCGUCGGCAAAGGACCAUGCUAUCGAAGAGCAACCGACAAACGUCAAAGAAAAAGAGUCAAAAAGCGAUGAUAAUAUAAAAAAUCAUGAAAUAAAAACAGAAGAAGACGUCAUCCAAGAAAAUACAUCUGAAACUACCGACGAUGCUUUUAAAAAAGUAAAAUUUUCUGAUAUCCAUAUCGAUAUAAAACAUAAAAUUAUACCACAUUACGAUGAAAGCUAUGAUAACACUAUAAACAUAAAUACUUCGGAAAACAAUUUUUCACGAAACGAUUCUAGGGCUUUUCGUAGAAAUAUCAAUUUUGCCCCGCCAAAUGAUCAUCUCAUCAGUGAUGUAGACGAAAUUUGGCCUGAAAAUAUCUUGCCAUUAACUGCAAAGCUUUCAGCUUCAGUAAGCAAAUCAGUUACUUCCUUGGGUUUUAUAAUAGAAUCAGAAGAAGUAACCACUUCGCCGGAUCCUAAACUAAGAAUAGAAACCGAAAAAUCAUUGGAAGAAGAGAUUGUUGCUGAAUUAUCGAAUUUAACUGACACAAAAAUGGAAAACUUUGAGGAGUUAUAUACUAGUUUCUCUCCUGAACUAAAUUCUUUAGAUGCAGAACUUAACGCAGGUGAUAAUAAUAAUAAUAUUCAAUUGAUUGAAUUUUGUAAUGGUGAAGAAAUAAACACAGAAAGGAUUAAGGAAUUGAACAAUGACGAAGAGAUUCAAAUGAAGAUAAAUAUUCUCCAGACUUUAAAUUUAACCACGCUACCCAUAAUUGAUAUUCACUCUGAAAUACCAGAACCAUAUUUAAAAAAACUCGUUACGAAAGACAAAGGAAUACAAACAAAAUUAAGCGAUGACAAAAGAGAAAAGCAAGUUCACAAGCAAUUAAAAUUACGACAACAUGAUAUCCGAAUAUGGUGUAAAGGCCUUGAGAACGUCAUGUUUAAUUUAGAAAAUUGGCUUUAUUGGAUUGAAAAUACCCAUACUCAUGUAGCUCAUUUGCGGAAUAACGCUGUUGUUAGUACUUCCCGAAAAAUGAAAGAGGAAAACUUGAAAGAGUGGAUAAAAUUGAAGAAAAACAUAGACUCUGAUGUGAAACUAUGGCUCAAAUUAAACCAAAGACUCGUUAUUGGUCUGAAUAGCUAUAAAAAUUAUUAUAUGAAAAGAACAAUAAAGACUCCAUAUCCUCAACAAGGAUUAUGUCAAUGUUAUAAAGCAUUUUAGGAUCUUCUAUCUGAUAUCACAAACAUUGACAUAUAAAGAUACAUCAAGA
Messenger RNA from Colias croceus (clouded yellow), 2747 nucleotides. RefSeq lists its product as uncharacterized. Bases 68 to 2698 code for a protein of 876 amino acids. NCBI's taxonomy places the organism in Eukaryota, Metazoa, Arthropoda, Insecta, Lepidoptera, Pieridae. The transcript is spliced from 15 exons. The record is from RefSeq and is a predicted model, not a curated record.